Molecule: messenger RNA, 2243 nt
Organism: Cucumis sativus (cucumber)
Lineage: Eukaryota; Viridiplantae; Streptophyta; Magnoliopsida; Cucurbitales; Cucurbitaceae
Exons: 8
Coding region: 305-1234 (309 amino acids)
Biological process (GO): protein ubiquitination
Cellular component (GO): membrane
Molecular function (GO): ubiquitin-protein transferase activity; zinc ion binding
Source: RefSeq, a predicted model, not a curated record
ACGUGGAAGUUUCGAGCGAAGAAAACUCCACUCUGCUCCUCCAUUUUCCCCAUCUCUUUUUUGUGCAUUCUUCUUCUACAUUGACCACCACCCCCAUCUCUUCCAUUUUCCCAUUUCCCAUCUCUUCUACUCUCAAACGCGCUUUCUCUUUCUCUUCUUCCAGGUUUGUUUUCCCCUCUCUCUCCCCCCCCACCCUUCAAUUUCCAUCUUCUCAAAUCUCUAUCAUCCUCUAAUUCACCCGCUCCCUCUUUCUAGGGUUUCUUUCUUUUCUUGAUUUCACCGCCUCUCUUGGGUUUUGAGGACAAUGAGCGAUCACCUCGUCCUUUACGUUGAUAAUUUGAUUCCACCAGCUCCUCCACUUCAACCUGCAUCCGACCUCCUUCAUCCUCAACCCUCUGAGGCUCUUCCGGACUCCCCUGCGCCUGCGCCUGCGCCUGGUCCUUCCUGUUCUACUGCAACCGCUCAUGAUCGGACGGUUGAGACGGAUGCUCCCAAUGAGGAUGACCCUCUCAUUCAGGUGGCUGAGUGCCGUAUUUGUCAGGAAGAAGACAGUCUCAAUAAUUUAGAAACUCCCUGUGCUUGUAGUGGUAGUCUUAAGUACGCUCAUAGAAAAUGCGUUCAACAUUGGUGCAAUGAGAAAGGAGACAUAACUUGUGAGAUAUGUCAUCAGCCUUAUCAACCUGGAUAUACUGCACCACCUCGUUCUGAAGAAACUGCUAUUGAUAUGGAGGGAAGAUGGACAAUUGCUGGUAAUCCAUUAGACCUGAGAGAUACUCGGCUAUUGGCCAUUGCAGAGGCAGAACGACAUUUCUUGGAAGCUGAUUAUGAUGAUUAUGCUGCUUCAAAUGACAGUGGAGCUGCAUUUUGUCGAUCAGCUGCUCUUAUUCUAUUAGCCCUUCUCCUUCUUCGCCAUGCAUUGACCAUAACAGAUCCUGACGGUGAUGAUGAUGCAUCUGCCUUUUUCUCUAUUUUUAUGCUUCGUGCUGCUGGUUUUCUCUUACCUUGCUACAUCAUGGCCUGGGCCAUUAGUAUCUUGCAACGUCGAAGACAAAGACAGGAGGCAGCAGCAUUGGCUGCAACACAAGUGGCGUUUGUACUACAACAUGGACAGCAUAGAGGUUUACAAUUUGCAAUUGCAUCAACAGGACCGCCGCCCCUCACCCCUCAUCCUCAUCCUCAUUCUCACCCUCACCCUCACCCUCACCCUCCCCCUCCCCCUCACACUGCAGUUUGAACCUUAACCAAUCAUAUUUUUUGCUGCUGUUAUCUGGGGAUUGUUUUCCGUCUUCCAUAAACCAGGUACCCUCACUAACAAACUCUCGUCAAUUCUUUCUGCUUUGCGGCGAAUCUAUCUUGUUCAUAUUCUAUUAAACCUAUUCGGUACUUUCUUAGGAGCUACGCAGAAAACCUCAGUGCCUUGAAUUAUGUACAUUUUGUUUUAAUAUGGUAAACAACGAAGAUAUUUACAAGGAAAAGUAGGGGAUUUCCUGUUUCUUGUGCAAUUUGUUGACGAUCUUAUGACUUUGGGUAUAAAAUGUUAAAUAAAAAAGUAGUAUGAGUUUUCUUUUAGAGCUUAAUUUUUCUAGAGUUCAUCAACACAUUGCUGGUGAAGUUAAAAUGGAUGUUGAUAUAUUAAUAUUAUAAUUGAAAUGCAUGUAUGCAGGAGAAAUUAGCAUUGAUAAAAAUGGUCAAUAAACGUGGAUGCACAUAAAUUCAUGUUAAGAUUGAUUCGAAAUUAUUUCUAGUUAUUUAAUUUAAUUUAAUAUUAUUGGCUUUUGGUGAAAUGAAUGCUAUAAUCGGAUUGCAUGACAAAUGAAUGCGUUCAUGUUGGAGCAUAAAUAGGGGCGAACUUUGGACCAAACCGAUUUUUUAAAAUAAAUAUGUAUACAAAACUGAACCAAACCAAAUGGAACCUUUGGAUUUCAAAAUUGAUUUUGAUGGUUGAAGAUCAAGAGAGAUGGAGGCAUGUCAGAGUUCCAAUGGAGACGGAAAGAAAGAAGAUGAAGAGAGAUGGAAGAAGAGGUCCGAGAUGGUGCUUUGAAAGAAGAUAGGAGGAAUUUGCGAGGGAUGGAGGGAGGGGGAAGCGGCUGCUAAUGGGUAAACAAAAAUAGAAGCAACAAACCCCUAACCUAUAAUAUACUUUUAAUAAAUAAAAUUAUAUAAUCUUGUUUAUUGUAAACGUUUUUGAAUUUUGCACCUAAAUGAGUUCGAUUCCAUUUUGGCAAUCGAUUCGAUUUCUACAA